UCCUCUUAUGGCUAUCCCUCUAGUCGUCGAGAUGGAUAUACCCCCGUACAUGUGUGCCCCGAUGCAGGGCUGCUGUCCCGCCAUGUGCUCCCAAGAAGCCUUUGAUAGAUGACAUCAAAGAGUCUACCAGGACAUAAAAGCGUCCGGGGAGUCGGAGAACCUAUGCCAAGCAAGCCCUCUUCUCUCUCUUUGCUCCACCUCUGCUUGAUAGAGCAAUAGAUUAGUGACGAUGUUUGCGGAUUGCAAUCUAUUGUCCCUUUUCUGUCUCUUCGUUUCUGCAUUUGCUCUUCGUUAUGACCCGGCACACGAAGGUUGGAACCUCAACCUGAACCAGAGUGCAACAGAUCCUCUGGAUUACUGGGGAGAAUGGGAGGAUCACACGUUCCAUCCGUCCCCGAAGAGCUGGCGUUUUCCGUUCUACAUCGUUACUCUAGACCGCUAUGUGGAUGGAGACCCCACCAACAACGAGGCCAAUGGAACAACUUUCGAACAUGACUGGACCAGCAACCAGUUCCGCUUUGGCGGAGACGCCAAAGGGCUAAUGAACAAUCUUGACUACCUUCAAGGCAUGGGCAUCAAGGCCAUUUACCUCUCCGGUACUCCCUUCAUCAAUAUGCCAUGGAGUAGUGACGGGUUCGGUGCGCUCGACUUCACGCUUCUUGAUCAUCACCACGGCACGAUUGAAGAUUGGAGAGCCCUGGUCACCGAAAUACAUCGCCGGAGCAUGUAUGUCAUUCUGGAUAACACGCUUGGAACCAUGGGAGACCUUCUCCAAUGGGUUGGCUACGAGAACGUCACGGCGCCGUUCAACUGGAAUGAGUACGACGUUAGGUAUAAGUCAUCCCGCCAGUACCUCGACUUCUCCGUCGGCAACAACGUCAACACGAGCUGCACCUAUCCGCGCAUGUGGAGUCCGCACGGUUACCCUCUCAACGACACGGGAGCGCUGAGCGCCAUGAAGCGACCGUGCAAGGACAGCGAAUUCGAUCAGUAUGGCGACAUGAAAGGCGUUGGUGAAGUCCCCAUCUGGGAGAGCCAGCUUUCCAAGUUCGCUGGUGUUCAGGACCGUCUCCGAACCUGGCGCGACGACGUUCUGGGUAAGAUUAUGCACUUUUCCUGCAUGCAGAUCGCCAUGCUCGACAUUGAUGGGUUCCGUAUGGAUAAGGCGGCUCAGACACCGAUUGACGUUCAUGCGAAAUGGUCCGACUAUCAGCGAGAUUGCGCCAAACGCUUCGGCAAGGAGAACUUUCUGAUCGUCGGGGAAAUCGUCAGCAAAAUUCCAUACGCGUCUUUGCUUGUCGGUCGCGGCAAGCAGCCAGAUCAGGCGUUCAAGAACAUGACGCAGGCUGUCUCGGCCAUUGAUGUGAAGAACGACAAUGACAGCUACCUUCGGCCGUUCGGGUCCGUCGCUCUUGACGGCGAUGCCUUCCACUAUCCCUUCUACGGUGCUAUGACCCGCUUCUUAGGUCUGGACGGCCCAAUCGGUCUCGAAGGCGUCGACUUUGUCGAGCUAUGGCACGACCUCCUUCUCCAUGAAGACAUGGCGAAUGCAUACACCGGAGAAUUCGACCCUCGGCAUCUCUGGGGUAUGACCAAUCAGGACGUCUUCCGAUGGCCGGCCUUGGCAAAUGGAACCCAGCGUCAUUUGCUGGGGCUCUUCAUCGCGAACUUGAUGAUGCCCGGAGCGCCCUUCCAGCUGUGGGGCGAGGAGCAGGAGGCAUAUAUCCUGGAGAACCAGGCUUCAGAUUAUGUAUUCGGUCGAACGCCGAUGGCAUCGCAACAGGCAUGGCAGAUGCACGGCUGCUACAAGCUCGGCGAGGAAGUCUACGUAGACAUGCCUUUUGAUAGAGCCCUCCGCGGAUGCGAGGAUGACACCGUCAGCCUCGAUCAUCGCGAUCCGUCACACUUUAUGCGUAACGUCUUGAAGAGGCAUUACGAGCUUCGAGAGCAAUACGCCGUGCUCAACGACGGGGCAUAUCUGGAGACGUUAUCUUCUCAGUUCCACGACAUUUACCUGCCUGGUAGUCUUGGGAUGCCGUCACCAACUGGUAUCUGGAGCGUCUACCGUGGUCGCUUCCCUGGUGUCCAGGACUUCUCGCAUGCUGGACCGUUGGGCAACCAGGGUCUCUGGAUCAUCUACUCGAACGACAACAAGACGGUCAACUACACUUUCAACUGCCGGAAUCAGACCGAGGGCCUCCUUGCUCCAUUUCCUGCCGGCAUCACCGUUAAGAGCUUAUUCUUCCCGUACGAGGAGUACACGCUCGAAUCUUCUUCAGCCAAGCUCGACAUUGACGGCUUGGAAGAGAACAACGGUUGUCUCAGCAGUUUCGAAAUGCAGCCAUGGAGUUACAAGCUGUUCGUACCGAAAGACAAGUGGGUGGAGCCCCGCCCGACCAUUACCCGCGUUAUCCCCGGCCACGACGCACGCCUCAUCUCGCAGGUACCUGAUGGCGAGCACCAGACAGUGCCCAUCGAGGUCCACUUCUCGAGCGAGAUGAACUGCGCAUCAGUUGUCCGCAACUUCUUUAUCAGAUCUACUACUGCAAACGGAGAGGUCGCGCGAUUGAACACGUCUAGCGUCAACUGUUCACUUGUGGAGCUCGAGAAGCAACAGCAGAAUGUUGGCCAGAUCGGCACCGCCUGGGUUGUGAAGGGAGAACUGGAGAAUGUUUAUGAUGGCAUCCACGUCUACACAAUCAACAACGCAUCCACGGAGAAUACGAACCUCUACACCCAAGCAGUCGAUCACUUCAUGUUCCGCAUCGGACAACCGGAAAACCCAAUGAUCUUCCCUUCAACAUCCAACUACUCAACCAGUCUACUCCAUCGCGAUGAGAAGACAGGUGCGCUUACCGUCACGCACAAGGCGAGUGGUGCGGACAAGUGGCAAUACACUCUCAACUGGGGCGCUACAUGGAGCGAUUGGCAGGACUACACUUCCGCCAACGCUACGAUCACUCAGCAGCCUUGGUCAGGCUCGAAGGACCAGCAAUGGAAGGGUGAGCACGUCAUGAUCCGCUACUGGAGCGAGAUGGCCGGCAGUAUGGAGCACGUUCAGCACGGCGACGUUGGCGUUGAUACGCCACGACGCUGGCCCCACAUGCAUGUCACCGGCGCCUGGAAUCUCUACGGUUUUGACUCAGGACUUCCCGACAAAAUGCAUGAUACCGGUACCGGUCAAUGGCACUUUGACAUCAUGACUGAAUAUCCCACCGACGUUAUGCUCAGCACAUGGGGUAUUAAUCCAGACGGACAGCCGGAUAAAUCAAAAAUGUAUGGAGACGUCGAUCAUGAUCACGUCCUUGACUGGCUCCCACCGACCAGUUUGGGAAAAAACGUGAUCAACAUUACUAAUCCCGGGAUGCCUUACGUGGGCGUUAAAAUCAUUGCCAAUGACGCAAACCUCCGGUACUCCUUCCAGCCAGUCGGGUCGGGUUACCGACAGUUGGCCAUUACUGUUCUGCUCGCCAUAAUUCCUCUUGCUACGGGUGCUUUGGCCAUUUGGCUGUUUCUGAAGUCAUUCUACGAUGUCAAGCACAAUGAGCAUGGCGUGUCGGAGAAGCGUCAGACUAUUAUGGGCAUGGGCAGCCUCCCUACCCUCUCCAGCACAGCCUUCAAGAAGCAUGCCAACAGCCGUCUCAGUCUCUUCAGACCCAAGCCAACUGCACCAAAGAACCCCCAACGUCGGGAAGGCUUCGCGACCGAUGACGAGAACACUCGCCGGACCGUCCUGCUAGCCACUAUGGAGUACGAGAUUGAGGACUGGAAGGUGAAGGUCAAGAUCGGCGGGCUUGGUGUUAUGGCGUCGCUCAUGGCGAAGAACCUCCAGCACCAGAACCUUGUCUGGGUCGUUCCCUGCGUCGGGGGCCUAGACUAUCCGAUUGACCAGGUCGGAGAGCCUAUGCGAAUAACCAUCCUCGACCAGACAUACAUCAUCAACGUACAGUAUCACUGCUAUCAAAACAUCACUUUCGUGCUCCUCGACGCCCCAGUCUUCCGCGCUCAGACCAAGAACGAGCCCUAUCCCUCGCGCAUGGACGACAUGGAGAGCGCCGUGUACUACUCAGCAUGGAAUCAAUGCAUUGCCGAAACGAUGAGACGCUUUCCUGAGAUCAGCCUCUACCACAUCAACGACUAUCACGGGACCCUCGCUCCGCUCUACCUUCUCCCCGACGGUGCACCGGCAUGCUGUCUCUCGCUUCACAACGCCGAGUUCCAGGGUCUCUGGUCCAUCAAGCGCCCACAAGACAUGAGCGAGAUCUGUAGGGUGUUCAACCUCAGCAAGGACAUCGUCACGAAAUAUGUCCAGUUUGGUGAGGUCUUCAACAUGCUGCAUGCGGGCGCCAGUUAUUUGCGUCUUCACCAGCGAGGCUUUGGCGCAGUUGGUGUGUCGAAGAAGUACGGCAAGCGAUCGUUCGCGAGAUAUCCAAUAUUCUGGGGUCUGACGAAGAUUGGCUCGCUCCCGAAUCCUGAUCCGUCUGAUACUGCUCCCUGGAGUAAGGAUCACAAGCUGCCCGAUUUUGUGGCUAUUGACGCAGAGUCGGAGGCCCAGCGAGGAAUUCUUAGGACUCAGGCCCAGGAGUGGGCUGGUCUCCAAGUAGAUCCUGAGGCUGAACUCUUCGUCUUCGUCGGUCGCUGGUCGAUGCAGAAGGGCAUUGAUAUCAUCGCCGAUGUGUUCCCGUCCAUCUUGGAGAAGAACCCCAAGGCCCAACUCAUCUGCAUCGGACCGGUCAUCGAUCUCUACGGAAAGUUUGCUGCUCUCAAGCUUCAGCGUCUCAUGGAGCUCUAUCCAGACCGCGUCUGUUCCAAGCCGGAAUUUACCGUUCUUCCACCUUGCAUCUUCAGUGGUGCUGAAUUUGCUCUGAUCCCAUCACGAGAUGAACCCUUCGGUCUGGUCGCGGUUGAGUUUGGCCGCAAGGGAGCAUUGGGUGUCGGUUCACGAGUUGGUGGUCUCGGGUCCAUGCCUGGGUGGUGGUUCACCAUCGAAUCGGUCGCGACCAAGCAUCUCGUUCGGCAGUUCCAGAGUGCUAUCAAAGCCGCCAUGGCUUCUUCGCAGGAGACAAGGGCGGAGAUGCGGGCUCGCUCAUCCCUUCAGCGCUUUCCGGUUGCCCAGUGGAUCGAAGACCUUGAGAAGCUUCAAUCCGGAGCCAUCCAGGUGCACCAACGCACCGGCACACGCGCUUCUCUAGCCCACGGUGCUAGCACUCCUUCUCUCCUAACCCCGUUGCCUUCAGCACCUGGGACCGCAUUCACUUCUCCCGCUACCACUAGGCCCUCUAGUCGGAUGGGUAGCCGUGUCGCCAGUCGCGUGACCAGCCGAGCUUCUAGUCCGGUGCGCGACCCGACUCAAGAACCCCGGCGCGGCUCUGCUGUCUCGCAUAGCCGUAAGCGCAGUCGACCUAUGGCUCUUAGCUUAAAUUCCGCCGCCGUUUCACCUGCUACCACAGCGCCAGGCUCACCGGCGGCUGUGACGCCCAUAGACCGCGGCACCGGCUUUAGCCUGUUUCCCAUCGUAAGCGCAGGGAGCGAGCAAACAGAGGAGUACUUCUCGCGAGACUUGCGAAGAAAUGUUGGGCGUGCAUCAGUAUCAAGGCACCUUUCACGUCAAAACUCACAAGAUUCAAACAUCUCACUUUCGUCAUCCACUCCCGAUGCAUCGCGAGGACCCGGAGGAUCAGGAGCACGCACACCAAGUCCUACUGAGCCUGUUCUUCCUCUUCCUUUGGCAGGACAGAGCGCCAAUCCUUCCGUCCUCAGCCUUUCUGAGGUCGUUGGUGAGGAGAAAAACUACCGCAUGCAGAAGGUCGAGCCCUUCUUCACAGACGCGCAAGGUGUCUAUACCAAGCAGUUCGACAGGCUACUUAGUGGUCUCAAUGGCCGCACUUCGACAAAGGAACUUUGCAUUGAGGAGUUCAUCACCAAGUCCGAGAAGAAUUGGUUUGGUCGCUUCUACGACGCGAAGCUGGGUGUCAAGGCCACUUCUUCUAAAGUCACUGCCACGCGUGAAAACUCCUCGCCUAACAGCAGCGAGAGCGGCAGCAGUUCAUCAAUCCGCUCAGGCACUCUAGUCGAAGACGAGUUCGAGCUCGGAAACGACUACACACCACCUGGAGGCUUCAGGAAAAUCAUCCAGUACAAGAUUCAUGACUGGCCGCUCUACGCCUUCCUCAUCGCCCUCGGUCAGAUCCUGUCAGCCAACAGCUACCAGAUCACGUUGCUCUCUGGCGAAAUCGGCCAAACGGCUUCAAAGCUAUACACUGUCGCGAGCAUCUACCUCGCUGCCUCCAUCCUCUGGUGGACGCUCUUCCGUACCCUACAGUCUCGCUACGUCGUCGCACUCCCGUUUAUCUGCUACGCGCUCGCCUUCUUCAUGCUCGGCAUGGCGCCGUAUGGUCGCUCAAUCGUGGCUCGUGGUUGGAUCCAGAACGUCGCAACUGGUCUCUACGCGCUUGCUUCGGGUUCCGGCUCGCUCUUCUUCGCGCUGAACUUCGGCUCCGAAGGCGGCACCGCGACACACACCUGGGUCUUCCGCGCGUGCGUCGUCCAAGGCACGCAGCAACUCUAUGUCACGGUUCUCUGGUACUGGGGCUCACACCUCUCUUCGCUUUCCGCACACGGCAAGAAUCCCACUGGGUUCGCAACUUCGCCGUACAUCACCGCCGUCACGACACCCGUCGCGUUGCUCCUCGCCUUCAUCGGCAUCGCGCUCUUCCUCGGUCUCCCGGACUUCUACCGCUCUUCCCCCGGCAAAGUCCCCUCGUUCUACAACAGCCUCCGAAGGAGAAAGAUCAUCCUCUGGUUCUUCGUCGUUGUCGUUAUCCAGAACUACUUCCUCAGCGCGCCGUACGGGCGUAACUGGCGCUACCUCUGGUCCAGCAACACCAUCCCUGCGUGGAGCAUCGCUAUUCUCGUCCUCGUGUUCUUCAUCGGCGUAUGGAUUGCCGUGUUCAGCGUCUUCCAGAAGCUGUCUGUCGAGCAUAGCUGGAUCCUGCCCAUUUUCGCGAUUGGCCUCGGUGCUCCGCGAUGGGCUCAAAUGCUCUGGGGGACGUCGGGAAUGGGUCUGUUCAUUCCGUGGGCGGGCACACCGACUAUUGGCGCCCUACUCGGCCGCUGCCUUUGGCUUUGGCUGGGUGUCCUGGACGCAUUGCAGGGUGUCGGCUUUGGCAUGAUUCUUCUGCAGACGAUGACGAGGUUCCACGUCGCCUUCACUCUCACCGCUGCGCAAGUCGUCGGCAGCGUGGCUACCAUUGUCGCCCGUGCCACUGCGCCCGACCGAUUAGGCCCUGGAUCUGUGUUCCCCAACCUCGCGCUGUCUAUACAUGGCCUCGAGAACGGAGUCUUCUGGGGAGCGCUGCUCCUUCAGGGCGUCGUGUGUAUUGGCUUCUUCAUGUUCUUCCGCAAGGAGCAGUUGUUCAAGCCUUGAUCAACUUUCCUCGGUGCUCAGAUUGCUUACACCGCACGGCUUUUUGCUUGCAUUCAGACUGCGAUUCUGUAUACGGCCUUUUGCUUUUAAUGUCUCUUCUACGCUUUAUUGUACUUGCUUUCUUCUUUGGCGUUUGGGCGUCUGGACAGGUGCGGCUUUGCUUCGCUUGGCUUGGCUUGGGCUUGCAUUAUACCACGAAACUCAUACUUCGCAU
Trematosphaeria pertusa is the source of this 7640-nucleotide messenger RNA. RefSeq names its product glycosyltransferase family 5 protein. The record is from RefSeq and is a predicted model, not a curated record. Gene Ontology annotation, biological process: fungal-type cell wall (1->3)-alpha-glucan biosynthetic process. The transcript is spliced from 4 exons. Gene Ontology annotation, cellular component: fungal-type cell wall. Gene Ontology annotation, molecular function: alpha-1,3-glucan synthase activity. Lineage: Eukaryota; Fungi; Ascomycota; Dothideomycetes; Pleosporales; Trematosphaeriaceae. The coding region runs from base 230 to 7426 and encodes 2398 amino acids.